AGCCUCUCAUAAAAAAAAAAGCUGUGCUUCCGAUAAUCAAAUUCUUAAGACAAGACAUAUUAAAAAAAGUUUAUUUCAACGGCAACUAUCAAAAGCAUCUAGGUACCUGGUCUUUUAAUUCACAACAUGAAUUGCCAGCGGUUCCUUCGGCAGGCGGCGACGAGAACGACAGGGUUCGGCACUCGUCGCUUUUCACAAUUCUUCCCUCCGAGUCCUGCCCAAGCUCCUCGAGGAGCUAUUCCCUUACCGUAUAUCACAGAAGUUACUUCUGGCGGUUGGAGAACAUACGAUAUCUUCUCUAAGCUGUUACAAGAACGAAUUAUAUGCCUAAACGGGGCUAUAGAUGACAUGGUAUCGGCUUCGGUAGUGGCCCAACUACUGUGGUUGGAGUCUGACAAUCCAGAUAAGCCAAUUACCAUGUACAUUGACUCACCUGGCGGCUCUGUCACAGCCGGGUUAUCUAUUUACGAUACCAUGACUUAUAUCCGUUCACCGGUAUCGACGGUGUGUCUAGGGCAGGCGGCUUCUAUGGGCUCGUUGCUGCUUACGGGAGGUGAGAAGGGAAAAAGAUUUGCCCUGCCGCACAGCAGCAUCAUGAUCCACCAACCUUUAGGCGGCACACAGGGCCCCGCCAGCGACAUUUUGAUUUAUGCAAACCAGAUACAGCGCACGCGUCAACAGGUCAACGAAGUUUACCGUAAGCAUCUAAAUGCGGCGUUUGAUCAUGAGAAGUAUAGUCUCAAAGAUGUGGAGGAUAUGAUGGAACGCGACAAGUACCUGACGGCUCAAGAAGCGAAAGACAUGGGCAUCGUGGACGAGAUUCUCACGAGAAGAGAUGAGAAAAAGGCCGAGAAAAAAGAGGAUAAUAACGGCACAUGAGAAAUAUCCACUAAAUUCAAGACCCGCCAUGAUUGAUCAAUAGAUUACCUUAGGUACCUAAGUACGAAUCCGAGACCCCUCCGCUACCUACUAAGAAACACCGGGAAAAGAUCGGAAAUGGCAUUUAGAGCGGACAAGUACGAAGUAGAAGUUAGAACUAGUUAACCUAAGGAAACUCCCCCUGGUUUCUUUCACAUGCCGGCAAUUCUGAACCGCUUGGGUAUCGCCCUACGGAAGCAGUAGUGAAAACUGACCCUCACGAUUACUACCUAACCUAACAUAGUACGAUAGGUUAGGUGCUUAGAGAUUACUUACUUACUGUGUCAGCGGGUUCGCAGACAUGGUGCCAUAUUCUCAUACACCAAUUACACAUUUAAACGUCCGGGAUAUGUGUACCCUGAUCUUCGGAACGAUAACUUCUAAGCCAUGUGGCCCGCUUCCAUACAUACGACACUACGCAACCGCACCGCAGACGUACAUAAACGCAUGUGUACAUUGAUAUCCCCCUGUGUCGUGCCCGUGUGUCGUGCGUACUUAGU
Daldinia caldariorum is the source of this 1418-nucleotide messenger RNA. RefSeq names its product Clp protease-domain-containing protein. NCBI's taxonomy places the organism in Eukaryota, Fungi, Ascomycota, Sordariomycetes, Xylariales, Hypoxylaceae. The coding region runs from base 127 to 879 and encodes 250 amino acids. The transcript has 6 exons. The record is from RefSeq and is a predicted model, not a curated record. Gene Ontology annotation, molecular function: ATP-dependent peptidase activity; serine-type endopeptidase activity; ATPase binding. Gene Ontology annotation, biological process: protein quality control for misfolded or incompletely synthesized proteins. Gene Ontology annotation, cellular component: endopeptidase Clp complex.